Messenger RNA from Lingula anatina, 1854 nucleotides. Its product is annotated as E3 ubiquitin-protein ligase TRIM56-like. NCBI's taxonomy places the organism in Eukaryota, Metazoa, Brachiopoda, Lingulata, Lingulida, Lingulidae. The record is from RefSeq and is a predicted model, not a curated record. Gene Ontology annotation, molecular function: zinc ion binding; protein binding.
AUGGUCGAGGCAUUGGCAGCAGCUUUCACGGAUAAUCUUUUGACAUGUAGCAUCUGCCUGGGAGAGUAUGACGACCCUCGUGUGCUGCCUUGCUACCAUACAUUUUGCUAUGGUUGUAUAUGGGACUAUGCUACGCGAACUGUUUCUCAGGACAGGACAUUUUUGUGUCCCCUUUGUAGAGAAGAGUUACUAUUUCCAAGAGAAGGACUAUCACUGAAAAAGAAUCAUAUGAUUCAGAAGGCAAAAGAUCUUCUCAGUCAGCGUCAGCAGCAUGAAGUCUCAUCCCCAAUCAAAGACAAUGAUGUGCAUGGUGUGACACAAGCCAUUGCAGAAAUGAUAAGUACGUGUGAGAAGCAUCCUACAAAUGAAUUGAAAUACUACUGUGAAGACGAUGAUGCCGUUGUUUGUGGUGACUGUGUACCUAAAGAGCAUUACAGGCAUGGUAUCGUGCCCGUUGAGCUUGUGGCGAAUAGCAAUCGAAAAAAGAUUAAAGCUGUCCUUAAGAAAAGUGAAACAAAACUGGACAUGUUUAAAGAAGCAGUUGCAAAGAACAGGACCAAUGAAUUGGAGGAGUUCAAUACGGAAGAUACCAUCAACAUAAUUCAAGGACAGGCUCGAUCUAUCCAAAGACUGGUUGAGCAGAGAGCACAAAGACUGAUAUCAGAAGUAAAUUUUGCUUGUGAUAUCAGAAAAAUGCAGGAGGCAAACAAGGACACCUUCGAACUUCACCAUGCCUCCUUAGAAAGUGCCUGCAGAUUUGCCCAGGAACUUGUAACAAAUGGCUCUGAUUCUGACAUCAUGCUUCACACUAAGGCUCUGACAGAGAGACUGACAGUGAUGGAGAAAAUACCAAUGCCAACUCCAGACACACAAGCACAAAUAUCUUACAGACCUGGUAAGAUAUCUGCUGCUGGCCUGGAAGCCAUGUUAGGAGAGGUUAGAGUGCAUUUCAAACCUCCAAUCGCUGAAGAGGAAACAAUUCCAAAAUCAGCAGUGCACUCUCCCGGGCGUGAAGCCAUGUUAGGACAGGCGAUAGUACAGUCACAGCGUCCUAGAUCUAGACUGGGUGUUAUGAACCUUCUGCACAAUCUUCUGAGUCCAAGAUCAGCACCACAUUCUGUUUUCUUAGAGAAGGCAAAAUGUGUGCAUUCCUUCAAAGCGAGACUGAUUGAUGAUAAAAGUGACACGUUCGUAACUGGGCUGGCCAUAGCUGAGCAAUACGUGAUUACUGUGGAUGGAAACAACUCUGUUAGUAAAGAAGGAAAAAGCAUGACAAAAGUAUUCACACAUGCAGGAGAAUUCGAAUUUGAUGUUAAACUAAAUAACCCAUUUGAUGCGGCCGUGUCACAGACUGGCCAACUGUACAUAACAUCACUGGGUGACAAAUGUGUCAAAGUGUACUCCACCAGUGGUCAGGAUGUGACAACCAUCGGUUGCGGUAAACUUGAGGGUCCACGUGGUAUCACAAUCAACAAACAAGGUCAUGUGAUGCACCUCCUGUACAUAACAGUGAACAGGGUGGAUGAUAAUAUUGUGAUAUCAGACUAUGGCAGUGACUGUGUACAUGUGCUGUCACCUACUGGUGAUCAGCUGCACCAGUAUGGCACACGAGGCAGUGGUGAUGGUCAGCUGUGUGGACCAGGGGGAGUGUGCACAGACAGCUUUGGUCACAUCUUCAUUGCUGACUAUUGGAACCACAGGAUAGUGGCACUGAGUCCACAGGGACAGUUCAUCAGAUACAUUGCCACUGCCGACGAUGGGUUAGAGAGUCCCACAGCAUUAGCCAUCAACCCUGCUGGCUAUCUGGUGGUAGCAUGUGGUGACAAAGUUAAGACAUUUCAGUACUUACAAUAG